GCGACUCAAACACCAGCUUUACAUCAUAUCAAUGCUCGCCCUUGAGCCAUAGAGCCAAACGAGGAAUUUAAACUAUGUAGGCACGGAGGAGAGGCUGGACAGCGGCGGGUUUAAAUGGGCAAUCUGAUGGGCAGCUGGAGAUACAAGGAGCCGAGCACAGUGGAAGAAUGCGACUCGACGUGGGAAACGGACUCGGAGAGCGACGAGCAUCAGCCGGGAGGAGAGGAGGAGGACAGCGGCAUUUCCGAGUCCAUGAGCCCGGCAGAAUCAGGCAGAGAAGUCGAACAGCUGGAUCAUGAAUCACCGCAGUUUGGUGACAUACUGAAGUCCUCUUCCAGGAUGAAAAGGAGUUUCUAUGCCGCAAAAGACUUGUACAAAUAUCGCCAUUGUUACCCGAAUUACAAGGAGCCACGUCAGCUGAACGAAUACCGCAAUCUGAGGUUCUAUCUGAAUAAGAUCCCCCUGGUGCCAGACGGUAUUUAUAUUGAAGAAAUCCUCACUAAUUGGAGGGGAGACUAUGAAAAGCUAGAGCACAAUCACACAUAUAUUCAGUGGCUUUUCCCACUCAGAGAACAAGGCCUAAAUUUUUAUGCUCAAGAACUCACUCAGGAUGAGAUAAAGGAAUUCCAAAGCACUCGAGAAGCCAAGCGACGCUUCCUCCUAGCAUAUACGAUCAUGUUGGAUUUCUUUGGGAUCAAGCUCCUGGAUAAAAACGGGAAUGUGGCUCGGGCCCCAAACUGGCAAGAUCGCUUCCAGCACCUGAAUGAGUCACAGCACAACUUCCUGCGGAUAACUCGAAUUCUGAAGAGCCUCGGUGAACUGGGCUUUGAAAACUUCAAGCUGCCUCUUGUGCAUCUGCUGCUGGAGGAGGCGCUGGUGGAGGGCACAUUACCCAACAUGCGUCACAGCGCCUUGGAGUACUUCGUCUUCACGUUACGCCAGCACUCUCAAAGACGCGUACUGCUCCGCUUCGCCCAGCGCCAUUAUCAGCCACCGGAGAACUUCAUCUGGGGGCCACCAAAGAAGAAACGGAUUUCAGGGGCUCCUGGAUCCAUAGGGACAAAAGCAGGAAAAAACGAGGCAUUGGAGAGGAGUGCAGGCAGAGCCAGGUCACCUAAGGAGGGCAGGAAUCUGAGUAAUUUAGAUAGAGAGGACAUGGACGAAAGGAAGAGUGGAGAGUGGAAAAUGGCAAAAAGCUCCAAGGUCCUGCAAGAGAGCAGGGGAAGGAUCGAUAUGGAGGAGUACAUUGAGACCAUUCCUUUGUAAGAACAGAGAGAGAGAGAUUUUGGAAGUGCAGGGACUCAGAUUAUCUUAAAAUUAUCUUAAAGGGAUAGUUCACCCAAAAAAUUUAAUUCUGUCAUCAUUACUCACCCUUAUGUUGUUCCAAACCCAUAUGAUUUUUGUUCUUCCGUGAAACACAAAAGUAGAUGUAAGGCAGAAUAUUAGCCUCAGUCAUCAUUCACUUUCAUUGCAUCUUAACAAUGUAAGUGAAUGGUGACUGAGGCUGUUACACAUUCUACCACAGAAGAAGGAAUGUCAUACAAGUUUGGAAUGACAUGAGGGUGAGUAAAUGACAACAACAUUUUCUUUUCUGUAGGAACUAUUCCUUCAAAAUUAGUAAAGGGAGCUGGCACAGCAAUAUUAUUCCAUAUCUUGGCCUUUUAGAAACUUUCUUUGUGAACAACUUAACUGUUCUGAUUUUUCUUUUUUAAAUUACAUGUUUUUUUCUCUGAAUACUCUUCAAAAUGUUAGCUGAUGAAUUUCUCUACUGUAGCUGUUGUUUGUUCAAGUUUGCAGCCCUCGGGCAAAUUCUUAGCACAUGUACAAGUGUGAGUAUAUUUAAGUGUUACCUGAAAUGAUAACGCGCGUGUGUUUGUGUGAAAUAUUGCACUUUUGACUAUCCAGUCUUCCUCUGUGAGAAAACAUUAUCCUAGUCCACAGACUUUGAUACAAGGCAUUAUUUGCUAAUCAGAAACCUAUCUCUCCGACGGAUGUGUCUUCUGUUUCUGUGUUUAAAGCUUGCGGAAGUUUCUUAUAACACACUCUUGUAGCUCCUUGUAACAGAUCAUUAUGAUGUAUAGUAAGUGUGAAUAUACUUGCAGGAAUUUUCAGGUAUGUUUGUGUGAGAUAACCAUUUCUAUAAUCCAGUUCUCUUGAAUACGUCUUGCAAUAUAAAGUGCCUCUUCUUUCAUUUGUUUAAGCAUAUAUAUAUAUAUAUUUGUGUGUGUGUGUGUGUGUAUGCUGUUUGAGUGAGGACAAUCAGGGCUAUUGAUGAUCACUAUCCACCUAGAAUAAAUGGUGUUUUUUUUAUAGCAGAUAUGAAUUAGUAUGGUGUAAGCUUGUAUGUUAACCACAAACAUGCGUUCAUACUUGCGUUUGUUC
Messenger RNA from Myxocyprinus asiaticus (Chinese sucker), 2382 nucleotides. It is a transcript of the gene ogfrl1, whose product is annotated as opioid growth factor receptor-like 1. Lineage: Eukaryota; Metazoa; Chordata; Actinopteri; Cypriniformes; Catostomidae. Bases 115 to 1266 code for a protein of 383 amino acids. The transcript is spliced from 7 exons. Gene Ontology annotation, cellular component: membrane. The record is from RefSeq and is a predicted model, not a curated record. Gene Ontology annotation, molecular function: opioid growth factor receptor activity.